Gregarina niphandrodes is the source of this 543-nucleotide messenger RNA. RefSeq lists its product as hypothetical. The coding region runs from base 1 to 543 and encodes 180 amino acids. The record is from RefSeq and is a predicted model, not a curated record. The transcript has a single exon. Lineage: Eukaryota; Apicomplexa; Conoidasida; Eugregarinorida; Gregarinidae.
AUGUGUGACCCGGUGGCGGAUAAGGAGAUUGAGCGACUGAGUGCUCAAGCGGAGAACGCGUACGCGUUGCCAGUAGUGAAGGCGUUGCGAGCGAGUGAGGUCACGGGUCGGAGUCUGGAGGACUUGGACGCGUUGUAUCGACGUAUGUUCCGCGAGCUGGCCCAAGAGGAUGUUCAGUGGUACCGUCUGAUGAGUCCGUAUGACCUGGUGAUCCGCGAACAGGAUCGCUGUCAAGGGCUUUGGACCUUUGCGGCCGACAGCUGCACAAUCCUUAUCGACAAGCUAGCAACCACACUUCGACUCAAAGUCAGCACUAUGGAACUAGACAGCCUCUACGACGAACGGCAAUUACUACAGAAGCAAGACGUGCGCAACCACGCCUGGGCGGGGCACGCCGAACGAACCCUCGCACUCCAAUACAAGUGCCGCAAACUCGUCUGGAAAGCGCUUUACGCGCAACGGUACCACCGAUUUGAACUCGCCCGUAAAAGACGAAACGAGCGCGUUUGGACUAUGUGGUACACACGCAGGUACCUUCAGUAG